Trematosphaeria pertusa is the source of this 1626-nucleotide messenger RNA. RefSeq lists its product as uncharacterized. Lineage: Eukaryota; Fungi; Ascomycota; Dothideomycetes; Pleosporales; Trematosphaeriaceae. The transcript is spliced from 2 exons. Bases 85 to 1440 code for a protein of 451 amino acids. Gene Ontology annotation, molecular function: protein binding. The record is from RefSeq and is a predicted model, not a curated record.
UACGUCUCGUUCUUUCAAUUCACCUUCGCUUCGUUUCGACCAAUCACAUUCCUUCGGUAGCUUCGGCAGAGCCGCUUUAUCACCAUGCUCCUCACAACGCGCUCGCUGCUCAUUGCAUCUAUUGCAUCAACGAUCGUUGCUUCACCCGUUUCAUUGUCCAAGAAGGGUGUCAGUAUCCGUCGACGGCAGGCACAGAAUGGCGGCAAUGGAAAGGCCGCCUACGUCAUCACCAACGACGAACAACAGAAUGCAGUCGCUGCGAUUUCGAUCAAUGCGGACGGCACCUUGGGCGAUGCGACAGUUACAGCUACUGGCGGUAGUGGCUCGAUCGCAGUGGAUGCAGAUGGAAAGCCAGCUGUGCCUGAUGCGCUUGUAGGGCAGUCUGCUCUGACGAUCGCAGGCAAUCACAUCUUUGCAGUAAAUGCAGGCUCGAACACCGUGUCCAUGCUCGCCAUAUCCCCCGAUGACCCGCUCUCCCUCCAGCUGGUCGGCCAACCCGCAGCAAUCCCCGGAACCUUCCCCAACACCGUCGCCGCAUCCGCCAAAAAUUCCCUCGUUUGUGUCGGUACUACUGGCUCUCAAGCCGGUAUCUCGUGUGCAAACUUUGAUGCGCAGAACGGUAUUGGGCAGAUGGACGGCCUACGACCCUUCGACAUCGGACAGAGCGAUCCACCCGUCGGCCCCACGAACACUGUCUCUCAGUCUUUCUUCUCAGAAGAUGAGAGUAUGCUCUUUACAACUGUCAAGGGCGACCCGGCCGUCAACAACACCGGCUUCCUGAGCGUCUUCCCCGUUCAGGCCGGCCAAGCCAACCUACAGGCACGGAAGAACCGGAAACAGAAAGGGAAAGGCCGAGGUCAAGGUCAAGGCAACGACACGGCAGGUGCUGCAUGUGCGGCGCAGGGCCAAGCAGCUGGCAACGUCGGCACCCUCUCCACACAAGAGACGCGCUCCAGUCCCGCCGGGACCGCCGUGCUCUUCGGCUCGCAAGUCAUCCCCGGCAGCAACAACCAGAUCUUCGCAACGGACGCUUCCUUCGGUGCUGGAAUCCUGUCCGUGGGCGGCGACAUGCAAGCAACGCUCAUCGCCAACCAAGCCAUCGACGGCCAGAAAGCUACGUGCUGGGCCACUAUCUCUGGCGCCACCAACACCGCCUUUGUGACUGACGUCGGCGUGAACCGCAUGGUUGAGAUGAGCCUCGAGGACGCGAGCAUCAUCAGCCAGAUCGAUCUCAGCCAGGAGCAAGCGAGCGCAAAUGAUCCCGGUCUCAUUGAUUUGAAGGCCGCUGGGGGUUUCGUCUAUGCGCUUAGUCCAGGUAAUGGAACGAGCGAGGCGGCCAUCAGUGUUGUGGAUGCACAGACCAAGCAGCUUGUGCAGCAUGCGCGGCUGGGUGCUAUUGGCGUGGGGAGCACGGCUCAGGGCAUGGCGAUCCUAGUGUGAGGGAUCUAAGAGGAGAUUAGAUAUACGUAUAGGUGGGAUUGGUGUGUGCUCGCGGUUCUGGUCAACCGAGAUGUUUUCUUCGAUAUGUAAUUGUAUUACCUUUGCCAGUAGCGUACUGUGCAUUCGACACCAAAGACAUUCCUGUUCUCUUCAUUGUCCAGACUCAUUUACUCCUCCUUCUUUUGC